CUGGGGUAACAGAAACCCGCGUGGCGCCGGCGAGCAGAAGCGGCGCGGUGGCGGGGGCUUCAGGCAGUCCCGGCAGUUGUUUCGGUUGACAGCGUGACUGGUGGGAGAUGCGCCCGCCACCUGAGGCGAGGAGCCAGAGCGAGAGUUAGCGUUUGGAAGGCAGUUUGGUGCUGGGGCUCAGCUGCAGUCGAGCAGUCAGAUCAUGGGCCCGACCAACCCCUGGGGAGAAUGGUUCCUGAGCCUGCGGGUGCCCCCCGUCGGAGUGUUUGGUGUGGCCUUCCUUACCCGAGUCGCCCUGGUUUUCUACGGGGUCUUCCAGGACCGGACCCUGCUCGUGAGGUACACAGACAUCGACUACCAGGUCUUCACGGACGCCGCGCGUUUCGUCACGGAAGGACGCUCCCCUUAUCUGCGGGCCACCUACCGUUACACUCCAUUGUUAGGGUGGCUCCUCACUCCCAACAUCUACCUCAGCGAACUCUUUGGGAAGUUCGUCUUCAUCAGCUGCGACCUCCUCACCGCUUUCCUUUUAUACCGCCUGCUGCUGCUGAAGGGGCUGGGCCGACGCCAGGCUUGCGGUUACUGUGUGUUUUGGCUUCUUAACCCCCUCCCUAUGGCGGUAUCCAGCCGAGGCAAUGCGGACUCGAUCAUCGCUUCCCUGGUGAUUAUGGCCCUGUACCUAAUAGAAAAAAGACGCGUCGCGUGUGCCGCUGUGUUCUACGGUUUCGCAGUGCAUAUGAAGAUGUACCCGGUCACCUACGUCCUACCCAUAGCCCUGCACUUGCUUCCAGAACGCGACGAUGACCAAAGCCUCUGCCAAUCCCGGUGUUCGUUCCAGGCUCGUUUUUACGAAUUCCUGAAGCGGCUGUGUAAUCGGGCUGUGCUGCUCUUUGUAGCAGUGGCUGGACUAACGUUUUUUGCCCUGAGCGCCGGUUUUUACUAUAAAUACGGUUGGGAAUUUUUGGAGCACACCUACCUUUAUCACCUGACGAGGCGGGAUAUCCGUCACAACUUUUCGCCAUACUUCUACAUGCUGUAUUUGACCGCAGAGAGCAAAUGGAGUUUUUCCCUGGGAAUUGCGGCCUUCCUGCCACAGUUCAUCUUGCUUUCAGCAGUGUCUUUCGCGUAUCAUAGAGACCUUGUUUUUUGUUGUUUUCUUCAUACCUCCAUUUUCGUGACGUUUAACAAAGUCUGCACCUCCCAGUACUUUCUUUGGUACCUCUGCCUACUGCCCCUUGUGAUGCCACUAGUGAGAAUGCCUUGGAAAAGAGCUUUAGUUCUCCUAAUGUUAUGGUUUAUAGGGCAGGUCUUAUGGCUGGCUCCUGCAUAUGUUCUUGAGUUUAAAGGAAAGAACACCUUUCUUUUUAUCUGGUUAGCUGGUUUGUUCUUUCUUCUUAUCAAUUGCUCUAUUCUAAUUCAAAUUAUUUCCCAUUACAAGGAGGAAUCCCUGACAGAGAGACUCAAAUAUGACUAAUAUAUGCUCCAGUUCUUCUGCCACUUCUGUUUACAUUCUGACUGUUCUGAAUGAACCAGAAAAGAGCUUCAGAAAAAUUUUCAAACAUCCUAAGUACUGCUAGUGAAAGUUCAGUUUGGAGCAUAAAACCCUGUUCCAACAGAAAUUAAAAUGUAAUCAUGUUUCAUGCAUUUGUUUUAUAACCAUUUACUCCCAGCGGUAUUAGACUGACAUUUAGUUUUGUACAAAGAGGAUUAAAUUUAAAUUAACCCAUCUUUAAAUUUGAGUUAUUAUAUAUUUUAAAAUAGCCUCUUGCUUUUGAUGUUUGAGGUCUGCAAACUAUUAGGACAUUUUAGUGUUCUCUUAUACUCCUUUGUUUUUAAUUUUCUGAUUACUAAAACAAUAUUUUUCAUCUAAAAUUUAACUUAAUAUCAAGUGUUAUUUGUAUUGUAAAAAUGAACAUUGGAUUUUAGGUGAUAAAAAAAUUGUUAGUAAGGCAUUUCCCGGCUUAAAAGUACCUCACUUAUGAAAAUUCCAUGAUAGAAAUGGAGACCCUGCAUGGGAGGCUCCUGGAAAGCAUAAGAAGCAUCCUAAAUAUCCGUUAGCCUUCUAGACCAGGAAAUUGAGGGAGAAGUUGUGGAAAUGAGGCUUUGCAGAUCCAUUUCCCUUAUUACUUUAAUAUUUCUGGGGGAAAAGGCUUUCUGAGUUUCAACCAAGCAACCUAAAAAAAAAA
This is a messenger RNA of Hipposideros armiger (great roundleaf bat), 2186 nucleotides long. It is a transcript of the gene PIGM, whose product is annotated as phosphatidylinositol glycan anchor biosynthesis class M. Lineage: Eukaryota; Metazoa; Chordata; Mammalia; Chiroptera; Hipposideridae. Bases 203 to 1474 code for a protein of 423 amino acids. Gene Ontology annotation, biological process: GPI anchor biosynthetic process. Gene Ontology annotation, cellular component: glycosylphosphatidylinositol-mannosyltransferase I complex; membrane. The record is from RefSeq and is a predicted model, not a curated record. The transcript has a single exon. Gene Ontology annotation, molecular function: alpha-1,4-mannosyltransferase activity; GPI mannosyltransferase activity.